Messenger RNA from Metarhizium album ARSEF 1941, 690 nucleotides. RefSeq lists its product as uncharacterized. Gene Ontology annotation, biological process: transmembrane transport. Gene Ontology annotation, cellular component: fungal-type vacuole membrane; plasma membrane. The transcript has 2 exons. NCBI's taxonomy places the organism in Eukaryota, Fungi, Ascomycota, Sordariomycetes, Hypocreales, Clavicipitaceae. The record is from RefSeq and is a predicted model, not a curated record. Gene Ontology annotation, molecular function: transmembrane transporter activity. Bases 1 to 690 code for a protein of 229 amino acids.
AUGAUCGGUGGCCAGGUCGUUUUGCGGCUCUUCAUGGGUUACUGGCCAUCCAAGAUUCUGUGCGUCCUCAACGUCAUUCUCAUGAUUGGCUACGCGACCAUAGACAGCAUCAUUGGCGGACAAGUCCUGUCAGCCGUCGGCGGCGGCAAGAUGACCAUCAUCGUCGGAAUCAUCGUGGUCAGCAUAGUUUGCUGGGUCGUUGUGGUCUUCGGCAUGGCCCUCUUUCACAAGUACAGGAGAUGCUCGUGGCUUCCGCAAACCGUCGCGCUCUUCGUCCUGAUGGGCGUUGCCGGCCCGUACUUUGACGCCUCGGCUCCGUCCAAGGUCAGCGACGCUCUGCUCGGCGCUCAGCGCCUGUCCUUCCUCAACAUCUGCCGGUACGUGCCCAACUCGUGGGCCGGCGCGGCCUCCGACUUUUGCGUCUGCUACCCGGAGAAGACGUCCAGGCACAAGAUCUUCCUGCUCACUCUGACGGGCAUCUGGACGGCCUUCAUCUUUGUCUAUGGGCUACUGGGCCGUGAUCAUGGUCCUGGUUGUGGCCGUGGAGCGCCAAAUGUCCCGUGGUCGCGGAGGCUUCGACUGGUCGCGGUGGGAGGACAAGGAGUACCAGCCGCCGGGCCUUGCGGCUCUAGCAAGCUUCUUGGUGGGAUGGGCCGGCGCGGUGCUAGGCAUGGCCCAUGCGUGGUAUGA